UGCAGCCCAGUGUGGGGAUAACCAGCAUUAGAAGACAGAAUUACGCACGCUACAGUGCUCUCAGAGCAGAUGCUGCCAGUGCUUAGGUGUAGUCUGUAGUUAUCAUUAUGUUCAUAGACAGGAGCAAUGUGGGCAUUUUCUGUGUCCUUGAGAACUCUGUGGUGAUAAUGUAUUAUGGUGUGUAGAAAUUAAAGCAAAUGAGAGCAACAAGAUAAAGAAACAGAUUUUAGUCAUUGUGAAAACGACUGAUGGUGAAAUCAAGAAGUGAAAAAUUGUGACAGUAUGAAGCCGCUGGAGGGUGUGAGAAUUCUGGACCUUACAAGAGUACUGGCAGGACCUUUUGCCACGAUGAAUUUAGGAGAUCUUGGAGCAGAAGUUAUAAAAGUGGAAAGACCAGGAGCUGGUGAUGACACACGAUCUUGGGGACCUCCCUUUGUGAACACUGAAAGUACAUAUUUUCUUAGUGUUAAUCGAAAUAAAAAAAGUAUAGCUGUUAAUAUCAAGGAUCCAAGAGGAGUGAGAAUCGUCAAAGAGCUUGCAGCCAUUUGUGAUGUGUUUGUGGAAAACUACAUCCCUGGGAAACUUUCUGAGAUGGGCCUAGGAUAUGAAGAUAUAGAUAAGAUUGCUCCUCACAUCAUCUACUGCUCCAUCACAGGAUAUGGCCAGACAGGGCCCAUGGCUCACAGGGCAGGCUAUGAUGCUAUUGCCUCUGCUAUGUCUGGUCUAAUGCACAUCACAGGACCUGAGGAUGGAGAUCCUGUUCGCCCAGGAGUGGCCAUGACUGAUCUUGCCACUGGCCUUUUUGCCUAUGGGGCCAUUAUGGCUGGCCUCCUACAACGUUAUAGAACUGGAAAAGGACUGUUCAUUGAUUGCAAUCUACUGUCAUCUCAGGUGGCAUGCUUGACCCAAGUAGCUGCUAAUUAUCUUAUUGGACAAAAGGAAGCAAAACGCUGGGGCACAGCUCAUGGCAGUAUUGUUCCUUACCAGGCCUUUAAAACCAAGGAUGGCUAUCUUGUAAUUGGAGCAGGCAAUGACCAACAGUUUGCUGUUGUAUGCAAGAUCUUGAAUUUGCCUGAAUUGAUUGAUGAUUGCAAGUACAGAACGAACCAUCUUCGGGUACAGAACAGAAAAGAGCUUGUGAGAAUCCUAUCAGCACGGUUUGCAGAAGAAGUGACUGCCAAGUGGCUUUGUCUCUUUGAAGGAAGUGGGAUCCCAUAUGGCCCAAUUAACAGUCUGAAGGAUGUGUUUUCAGAAGCCCAGAUGCCAGAUUCCUUAAUAAUGCCAUAAACAACUUGUAGUUUUUGG
This is a messenger RNA of Mastomys coucha (southern multimammate mouse), 1305 nucleotides long. RefSeq names its product succinyl-CoA:glutarate-CoA transferase (gene Sugct). The transcript is spliced from 14 exons. The record is from RefSeq and is a predicted model, not a curated record. The coding region runs from base 283 to 1287 and encodes 334 amino acids. Lineage: Eukaryota; Metazoa; Chordata; Mammalia; Rodentia; Muridae. Gene Ontology annotation, molecular function: catalytic activity.